This is a messenger RNA of Tuber melanosporum (Perigord truffle), 1065 nucleotides long. RefSeq lists its product as uncharacterized. The record is from RefSeq and is a predicted model, not a curated record. The transcript is spliced from 3 exons. Lineage: Eukaryota; Fungi; Ascomycota; Pezizomycetes; Pezizales; Tuberaceae. Bases 82 to 1065 code for a protein of 327 amino acids.
CUCUGUAUCCCCCGCUUUAGUAAGACCCUUUCAUACAAACGGACACUUGACGAAUUUUCAUAAAUUACAACAUAGCACGUAAUGGCCGGACUUAUAAGCGAGCAGUUAACGUUCUUUAAGGAUAAUGGGUAUUUAGUUAUUCCUGGGGAGUUGUCGCCUGGGGUCGUUGAUGAGUUGAAGAAGGAGACCGGGAGCCUUCUCAACGGGUUCCCACUCGAAGGGCAUCCAAUGACUCGCUUCUCUGCUGGCGGGCAGAAUGAGGAAGACGAAAGGAAACAUGUUGGAGAUGAUUACUUUCUGGGCUCAAAUGACAAGAUACGAUUCUUUUUUGAAGAAGGCACGCUUAUCCUUCCCUCUUACCCCCCCCCCCUUUCGCUACUAAUACAGCCCUUCAUAGACGCCUUCGAUUCCACCGGCGCCCUAACGAAGCCUAAAUACCUCGCAAUCAACAAAAUUGGCCACGCUCUCCAUUCACUAUCCGCCCCCUUCCGCUCCAUGACUCUCUCCCAGCGCAACAAAGCCAUAGCUGAAGACCUGGGCUUCCACGACCCGCGCGUGCUACAAAGCAUGAUAAUCUGCAAGCAGCCGGAAAUCGGCGGGGCUGUACCGCCCCACCAGGACUCUGCGUUCCUAUAUACUGAUCCACCUAGUGCCGUUGGUUUCUGGUAUGCUCUUGAAGAUGCUAACGCUAAGAAUGGGUGUUUGAGUUUUGUCCCUGGGAGCCAUAAAUGGGCACCUAUUAAGAAGAGGUUUGUUCGGCGUGAUGCUGGUGGGACGGGGUUUGAGGAGUUGGGUGAAGGGCAGGGAGACGGCGUCAGGGAAAGGUUUGGUAGUGCCGCGGCGGAGGCUGGGGAGAAGAGGGAUGAGGAGUUUGUGAUGGGUGAGGUGAAGAGUGGGGAUCUGGUGCUUAUUGAUGGGAAUGUGUUGCAUAAGAGUGAGAGGAAUACUAGUGGGGUUUCGAGGUGGAUUUACACAUUCCAUAUUAUUGAGGGGGAAAGGAAGUAUGAUGAGACGAAUUGGUUGCAGCCCCCGGAGGAAGGGUUCUCGAGGUUGAAUGAGGUUUAA